GAACCUGCUGAGAGAGGCGGAGGUGGGUAGCUCAGACCGAGAGAGACUGAAAAGCUGCAGAUUUUAGGCUGAGCUGAUUCACACAGGUUCCGAUCUUUGGGUACUCCAGUAGCUGUUCUCCAGCCCCUGCUUCUGGACCUAUGGAUUCUCCAUCUAGCGUUUCUUCUUAUUCCUCCUACUCUCUUUCUUCCUCUUUUUCUACCUCCCCAGUGAACAGUGACUAUGGCUUCCUCUCUGAUAGUGAGAGGGAGGAAAAGUGGGGCCAUGAGCCCAGGCCAAACACUGUCGGGCAGAGGGGAGGUUCCCAGGCCAGCCCAGGUCCCAUCCGCUCCAGGAAUCGACCCAAAGUUUCCAGGAACCAGCAUACAGCAUCUCACCUGGAACAACGAAGAUUGGCUUCUCUGGUGGCAGGAUCUGGGGUGAAAAGAUCAAAAGAUUGUGAUUUGGAGACCAAGCUAAACAUCCACGGUUGUACCACAGAGGGAGACCUGCUUUUUGCUCAGAAGUGUAAAGAGCUCCAAGGAUUCAUACGGCCCCUCACAGACCUACUGAAUGGGUUGAAGAUGGGUCGCUUUGAGAGAGGCUUGAGCAGUUUCCAGCAGAGUGUGGCAAUGGACAGGAUCCAGCGUAUUGUAGGUGUUUUGCAGAAGCCUGAGAUGGGGAAGCGUUAUCUAGGAACUCUGCUGCAAGUGGAAGGGAUGUUAAAGACUUGGUUUCCUCAUAUAGCUGCCCAGAAAUCAUCACUGGGUAGGCGUCACGUGACCAAGCAUUUUGGAAACCACCACAGUGAUUCAGCUGCUUCCUCUCCUGCACCUCCUAUGGAAAAGAUGGACCAGACACAGCUGGGGCAUUUAGUUUUGAAACCAAAGCAGCCUUGGCACCUCACAGAGUUGCCAGCCAUGAACCUCACCUGGAUCCACACUGCUCCAAUUUGCAACCCCCCUCUUGGUUCCCCGGGUGCCAUCUCCUUUAGCCAGGGUCCUUUAGGCACCGGAACCAGGAUUGGGCUCAUCCUUCUCCUCCAGCAUGGAGAGCAGCCUCUUACCUUCUCUGCUCCAAGCACUCCAGACCCACCUACUACAGCGUCUUCUGUCAUCCUUGGUGAUCCUAAGAAACUGUCUGGAGAGGGGCCUCGCUGCCGCAGUUUGCCAGGAGCUCUGCCAUCAGACUGGAGCUGCAAGCUGUCCCCUCCUGAUCCCCCUGCCAUGGCCAGAGAGAUGAGCGUGGGACACUUGGAGCAGCAAAUGAGAAGCCGUCCCCCAUCUCCUCAGCCCCUGACCCAGGCCAUGUGACUGCCGCUGUGAUUUUCAAUUUGUAUAAAUAUAUGUGUGUGCAUUUUUUACUUUUAAUGUGUGCAUUAAUGUUGGGAAGAUAAAUCCUUUCUGAUUAAAGCAAUUUUUUACCUAAA
Messenger RNA from Heterocephalus glaber (naked mole-rat), 1408 nucleotides. It is a transcript of the gene Ciart, whose product is annotated as circadian associated repressor of transcription. Gene Ontology annotation, cellular component: nucleus. NCBI's taxonomy places the organism in Eukaryota, Metazoa, Chordata, Mammalia, Rodentia, Bathyergidae. Gene Ontology annotation, biological process: circadian regulation of gene expression; negative regulation of DNA-templated transcription. The record is from RefSeq and is a predicted model, not a curated record. Gene Ontology annotation, molecular function: RNA polymerase II cis-regulatory region sequence-specific DNA binding.